ACUGGCUGAAACGUGAGCGCGCGCGUCGGUAUCUAAUGCAGCACAGGGGCAGAAAUGUUCAUUUACUCCGGGUGCCUGCACAGUGAGUAUCUUCUACUGUCUUCAAGAAACUUCAAGAUGAAUUCACUACUGCCGCUUUGUCCAAACGAGGUGCUGCCUACAGAACCUAUGUUAUCUACAGAAAGUUUCAAAAUGAUGCUACCCGAGGGAGAUAUAAAGAGCAUUCCAACUCAAUCUGAGGAAAAUAUCAAAAGUCUGACUCCAACUCCACCAGAGGAAAAUCUGACUCCAAUUCCACCAGAGAAAAUUAUAAAGAGUCUGACUCCAACCCCAUCUGAGGAAAUUAUAAGGAGUCUGACUCCAACUCCAUCUGAGGAAAUUAUAAAGAGUCUGACUCCAACUCCAUCUGAGGAAAUUAUAAAGAGUCUGACUCCUACUCUAUCUGAGGAAGUUAUAAAGAGUCUGACUCCAACUCCAUCUGAGGAAAUUAUAAAGAGUCUGACUCCAACUCCAUCUAAGGAAAUUAUAAAGAGCCUGACUCCAAUUUCACCAGAGGAAAUUAUAAAGAGUCUGACUCCAACUCCAUUUGAGAAAAUUACAACAAAUCUGACUCCAACCCUAUCUGAGGAAGAUUUCAAGAGUCUGACCCCAAAUCCACUAGAGAAAAUUAUAAAGAGUCUGACUUCAACUCCAUCUAAUGAAAUUUUAAAGAGUCUGACUCCAACUCCAUCUGAGGAAAACAUCAGAGUCUGAUUCCAACUCCAUUUGAGGAAAACAUCAAGAAUCUGAAUCCAGCUCCAACUGAGGAAAGAAUCAAGAGUCUGACCCCAACUCCAUCUAAGGAAAAUAUUAGGAGCCUGAUUCCAACUCCAUCUGGGGAAAAAAUCGAUAGUCUGACUUCAACUCCAUCUGAAGAAAACAUGAAAAGUCAGACUACAUCCGGGGGAAACAUGAUGAUUUCGACUAACAUGUCAGAUUGUAAACAGAUCAGUUUUGGGUUGCCAAAUUUUGGAAACACCUGCUACAUUAACUCGAGUCUUCAGUUCCUGUUAACAGCUGAGGCUUUCUGCAAAGAGCUGUCCAACCUCAUGGACAAUUGUAUGGACAGACCACAAGCUAAAUUCCUCAGGUGCUUUGUGAAUUUGUGGAGGAUGAGGAACAACUUAGACGUUCAAGGUCAGAUCCACAAAGAUAAUCUCCUCAUGGACCUUAUUAAUGAGUUUAUAGGGCUCAACCCAAGCUUUGCCAUCAGUGACAGGAAUAGCGCCCUUACAUUUCUCUGCCAAUGUCUAAAACAAAUGGAGGAAGCUGGGCAAAUGAUGGGUUGGAAAAAUAAUUCGACCCCUAUAUAUCCAGUCGGGUCCAAUUUCAAAAUCACGAUGAAGAAAGUUACAACAUGCUCCAGAUGUGGAUUCCAGCAGAACAUAUUGAAAGAGAUGAAUUAUAUAUCUCUGCCACUGGUGCACAACUCUGUGGACCAGUGCCUGUCCAGCAUAGUUAAUAACCGGCAGCCAUUACAGGACAAGUGCCAGAUGUGUCAAAAACAGACCGUCAACUACUAUUGGACAUUCCACAGUCUGCCUAAGUUUUUAAUUUUGUACCUGCAAAGGGAGGCAUUAAACAAGAACAGCAAACUUAUUAAGCUUAACAAUCCAGUGGCCAUCCAACCUCAGCUAAAGAUAAACACUAGGACUCAAAGCUGCAAUGGCCACAUGUACCAGCAAAGUGUGUAUCUACUCAGCCUUUCUCAAAUAUAUAAGCCACAAAAAGAGAACAGUAAAGCUGAGGCUAGAAACAAAGGAAACAAUAAACCGGGUGAAUCAAAGUCGACUUACCGACUGAUCAGUGUAAUCAACUAUAUUGGAAGAAAAGCAAAUGAUGGACAUUUUUUGACAGAUUGUUUCACUAAGAAUCCUCCUCAGUGGUGGACCUGCAAUGAUGAGUUUAUCACUCUGACCACUGAGAAAGAAGUGGUACAGAAGAGGUUGCUUAACGCCUAUUUGCUCCUCUAUGAGAGAGUGAACUCUGGGAGAAGCUCGUUCUCUUCUGUCGGAAGCUAAAUUAGAUUAAGUUUAAUAUUCUUUCUCCAGCUUUAAUAUCAUCAAAAUAAAUUCUACUGCAGCUCUUAGAUUAUGUGUUUCUUUGA
Molecule: messenger RNA, 2146 nt
Organism: Silurus meridionalis
Lineage: Eukaryota; Metazoa; Chordata; Actinopteri; Siluriformes; Siluridae
Product: ubiquitin carboxyl-terminal hydrolase 29-like
Exons: 13
Coding region: 921-2060 (379 amino acids)
Biological process (GO): protein deubiquitination
Cellular component (GO): nucleus; cytosol
Molecular function (GO): cysteine-type deubiquitinase activity; cysteine-type endopeptidase activity
Source: RefSeq, a predicted model, not a curated record